Messenger RNA from Malus domestica (apple), 2358 nucleotides. RefSeq names its product geranylgeranyl transferase type-2 subunit alpha 1-like. Gene Ontology annotation, biological process: protein geranylgeranylation. Gene Ontology annotation, molecular function: Rab geranylgeranyltransferase activity; protein binding. Gene Ontology annotation, cellular component: cytoplasm; Rab-protein geranylgeranyltransferase complex. The record is from RefSeq and is a predicted model, not a curated record. NCBI's taxonomy places the organism in Eukaryota, Viridiplantae, Streptophyta, Magnoliopsida, Rosales, Rosaceae.
AAGUUUCUUUAGUUUUCUUAGAAAAACGCUAGUACAUGAAAAGUCCCAAUUCCCAGACGAUCUGAUCUUAUUGCCCCGCAAAUUUCAAAUCGCGAAAGCAAUUCGAUCCUUCGCCCCCGCCGGAAAGCAGAAGCAAAAUGCACGGACGACCUCGCAAGCCCGCGAAGCCGGAAGACGAAUCGGCUUCUGCCGCCAGAGCCGAAGCGCUCCGAGCUCUCCAGUCGCAAUUCUUCUCCAACCACCACAACAAGGUUUACACCGACGAAGCCCUACAGUUGAGCGGCAGACUCAUCGAGCAAAACCCCGAGUUUUACACUGCUUGGAACUACAGAAAACUCGUCGUCCAGCAAAACCUCGAUCGGUGCUCCGAGUCCGAUCCCGACGCGCUCAAGUCCAUCAUUGACCAAGAACUCAGACUCGUAGAAAUUGCUCUGAGACAAAAUUUUAAGUCCUACGGAGCUUGGCAUCAUCGAAAAUGGGUGCUAAGCAAGGGGCAUUCGGUUUUGGACCGCGAAAUGAAGCUUCUCAAACAGUUCCAGCUGCUGGAUCCCCGGAAUUUUCAUGCUUGGAACUACCGCAGAUUUGUAGCUGCAUUGUUGAACCGAUCGGACGAGGAAGAGUUGGAGUAUACUAGGGAAAUGGUAGAAAACAAUUUCAGCAAUUACUCGGCCUGGCAUAAUCGUAGUGUACUCCUGUCUAAUUUGAUGAAGAAAAAGGCUGAAGGGUUUUUCCCAAAAGCGAAGGUUCUGAACAAUGAGUAUGAACAUGUACACGAUGCUAUUUUUACGGAUCCAGAUGAUCAAAGUGGUUGGUUUUAUUAUACUUGGCUUCUUGAUCAAACGGUGAAGACAGAUGCUCCUCUUCUUGUUUCUUCUUGGCCGGCCCAUGGAUCUUCCGUAAUUUUGUCGAGAAAUAGGCACUCAAGUGACUGUUCUUCAUCUCCAUUUGAUAGUUUCCGUUCUGAUUCCGGAACAGUGCCACUGCUUAUUUAUUUCAAUCAAGCAGUUGAAGGUGUAAAUUCAUCCAGUAUAACCAUUGAAUCUUCAUUUUGCACAAAAGAUCUUAUUUGGAAACCAGUCUUACAAAAUAACUCCCAGCUCUCUCAAGUUUGGGUUACUCAUAUUAAAUUUCCAAAUGCAAAGUCUCAUUCUUCAGAAGUGUAUCAGCUGAAAGUUAGUGUUGGGCCGACUCAGGGUAUCAUUUCUGCAAGUGGCUUUGAUUAUAGUCAUCCUACACAGUUUGCAUUCAAAGUGUGUGUACGCCCUAUUGAAACUGAACCAGCUGAAAAGCAGGGCGAGGACAUAAUUUUAUGGACAGAUGAAAAUUUUCAUGCGUUCCAAACACAAUAUCAGGAGCUACAUGAAGUAGUUCCUGUUGAUCAACAAAGUGUUAAUGAUGUACAUGAGCCAACGGCUUCAAAUUGGCGUGCAGAGACUAUUGCUAAGGAAAUAGCUCUCUUCCGAGAAUUGGUGUCAGAGAUAAAUUGUAAAAUUGGAAAGCUUACACUAGCAAGGCUAUUAACAGCUCAUGAUGUUAUCUUGUCUCCAUGUACAAGCAAAAUGUUCCACUCUGACGAAGUUCUUCAACUAUAUAUCGACUUAAUAAAGUUGGACCCAUCACAUUCUCAGUAUUACAAAGAUGAGCACAGCUUAGUAUUCCUGCAGAAGGUAACUUCCAAUAGGGAGUCUCUGCUCAGGCAUUGCUUUAGCCAUAAAAACUUGGCUUCUUCGAGCAUUGGUAAUCAUAUAUGCCUACGACUAAACAACUUAUCAUUAUCGCGGAUGGGGUCUGUUGAGAAAUUACUGUGGGUCCGAAUGCUGGACCUCAGCCAUAAUGAACUUCAUUCAAUUGAAGGAUUGGAGGCCAUGCAGCUUCUAUCUCGCUUAAAUCUGAGUAACAACAAGCUCGGCAGUUUUACUGCUCUGGGUCCUUUGAAACAGUUGAAGUUACUGCAAGUGUUGGAUAUCUCAUACAAUGAGAUAGGUGCACACUCUAUUGACACAACACGGUAUCAAUGUUCUACUCCUCUUUCUCAUACAGAGGAAGCUAGUUGGAACAGUGAAGAAAUUGGGACUGGGGGUGCCGGUGUGAAAGGUUAUUGGGAAGCUUUUCUGAUAUUUAAAAGCAUGAGCUUGACGCAGUUAGUCACUCUAGGAAAUGCAAUUUCUGGCGAAAACUUCAAGUCAUUUGUGGUCAUGUUUGUUCCUACACUCGAGUGGCUGGAUGGCGAUAAGUUGCAUUGACCUUUAAUUCUGUUUAUUUUUACAGUUAGCAAAAGAGAACUACUUUGUUCGAUACACUGGUCCUCAAUACAUGAUACAUUGUCCAGUUUUAACCCAGAUUAUUAACUUGUCGGUA